Molecule: messenger RNA, 5735 nt
Organism: Impatiens glandulifera
Lineage: Eukaryota; Viridiplantae; Streptophyta; Magnoliopsida; Ericales; Balsaminaceae
Product: clathrin heavy chain 1-like
Exons: 30
Coding region: 253-5367 (1704 amino acids)
Biological process (GO): intracellular protein transport; receptor-mediated endocytosis
Cellular component (GO): clathrin coat of coated pit; clathrin coat of trans-Golgi network vesicle; chloroplast
Molecular function (GO): clathrin light chain binding; structural molecule activity
Source: RefSeq, a predicted model, not a curated record
ACUCCUCGAUUAAGAUCUCUUUUCAUUCUGGACUGAGUUCUUUUUCCUAUUGUUGCUGCUGCUUAAUUUAGCGUAGAGCACACACAUCCUUCUCCUUCCGGUCCCACUCUUCUUCUUUCUCUCUAGAUCUCUCGUUUCCGCUACCUCAACUCACGGAGGGUUCAAGGUGAUUAUCAGUAACUAGAAUCUUCAAAUCUUCAAGUUAUAUUUUGCAGAUCGGUCAGCUAGUGUCGCGUUUCCGAUCUUGCAACCAUGGCGGCAGCAAAUGCUCCGAUCGCCAUGCGAGAGGUCCUAACGUUGCCUAGCUUGGGGAUCAACCAGCAGUUUGUCACGUUUACUCAUGUCACUAUGGAAUCUGACAAGUAUAUAUGUGUUCGAGAGACCUCACCUCAAAAUAGCGUUGUUAUAGUUGAUAUGAGUAUGCCAAUGCAGCCAUUGAGGAGACCAAUCACAGCAGAUUCCGCUCUCAUGAAUCCGAAUUCCAGAAUUUUGGCUUUGAAAGCUCAAAUCCAAGGAACUACUCAGGAUCACCUGCAAAUAUUUAACAUUGAGUUGAAAGCUAAAAUAAAAUCUCACCAGAUGCCCGAGCAGGUUGUUUUCUGGAAAUGGAUUACGCCAAAGAUACUGGGACUUGUGACACAGUCUUCUGUAUAUCAUUGGUCAAUUGAAGGUGAGGCUGAUCCAGUAAAGAUGUUCGACAGGGCAGCAAAUCUUGUGAGUAAUCAAAUAAUCAACUAUCGAUGUGAUCCAGCAGAGAAGUGGCUGGUUCUGGUUGGAAUUGCUCCUGGUUCACCUGAGAGACCUCAACUUGUCAAAGGAAAUAUGCAACUUUUUUCAGUGGAGCAGCAGAGAAGUCAAUCUCUUGAAGCUCAUGCUGCGGCAUUUGCCUCUUUUAGAGUUUCGGGGAAUGAUAAAGAUUCUAUUCUCAUUUCUUUUGCGACUAAGACCAUUAAUGCUGGGCAGAUAACUUCCAAGUUACAUGUCAUUGAACUCGGUGCUCAGCCAGGGAAGCCAUCUUUUACAAAGAAGCAGGCAGAUCUUUUCUUUCCUCCAGAUUUUGGGGAUGAUUUUCCAGUGGCUAUGCAGAUCUCCCAGAAGUAUAGUUUGAUAUAUGUGAUCACCAAGUUAGGACUUCUGUUCGUCUAUGACCUUGAAACUGCUACGGCUGUAUACAGAAAUAGAAUAAGUCCAGAUCCUAUCUUCCUAACUUCAGAAGCUUCUUCAGUAGGUGGUUUCUAUGCUAUCAACAGGAGAGGACAGGUCUUACUUGCCACUGUAAAUGAAGCAACCAUAGUGCCUUUUGUCAGUGGACAGUUGAACAAUCUGGAGCUUGCUGUUAAUCUUGCAAAGAGAGGAAACCUGCCUGGUGCUGAGAAUCUAGUUGUCCAGCGCUUUCAGGAAUUGUUUGCUCAGACGAAAUACAAGGAGGCUGCUGAGCUUGCAGCAGAAUCUCCUCAAGGAAUUCUCCGAACUCCUGACACAGUUGCUAAAUUCCAGAGUGUUCCUGUGCAAGCUGGGCAAACACCACCUUUGUUGCAAUACUUUGGAACCCUAUUGACGAAAGGGAAGCUUAACGCAUUUGAGUCUUUGGAGUUAUCACGCCUUGUAGUUAAUCAGAACAAGAAGAAUCUGUUAGAGAAUUGGUUGGCUGAAGAUAAGCUUGAAUGUAGUGAAGAACUUGGAGACCUUGUCAAGACUGUCGACAAUGACCUUGCACUAAAGAUAUACAUUAAAGCCAGAGCGACCCCUAAAGUGGUUGCAGCCUUUGCUGAACGCAGGGAGUUUGACAAGAUUUUGAUAUACUCCAAACAGGUUGGAUACACACCUGAUUAUUUGUUUCUUCUGCAAACCAUUCUCCGUUCAGAUCCUCAGGGAGCUGUUAAUUUUGCGCUAAUGAUGUCCCAAAUGGAGGGUGGCUGUCCGGUGGAUUAUAAUACAAUAACAGACCUAUUUCUUCAGAGGAACAUGAUACGCGAAGCAACUGCUUUUUUGUUGGACGUCCUGAAACCCAAUCUUCCUGAACAUGGCUUCCUGCAGACCAAGGUGCUUGAAAUAAAUCUUGUUACCUUCCCCAAUGUGGCUGAUGCUAUCUUGGCAAAUGGAAUGUUUAGUCACUACGACCGUCCACGAAUCGCUCAACUUUGUGAAAAGGCUGGUCUUUAUGUGAGGGCUCUUCAGCACUAUUCGGAAUUGCCAGAUAUUAAACGAGUCAUUGUCAAUACUCAUGCAAUUGAGCCACAGUCCCUUGUGGAAUUCUUUGGAACUUUGUCUCGGGAAUGGGCUCUGGAAUGCAUGAAGGACCUUCUGUUGGUGAAUCUGAGAGGAAACCUUCAGAUAAUUGUGCAGGUUGCCAAAGAAUAUUGUGAACAAAUAGGGACAGAUGCAUGCAUAAAAUUGUUCGAGCAAUUCAAGUCAUAUGAAGGAUUGUACUUCUUCCUGGGAUCAUAUUUGAGCUCCAGCGAGGACCCUGACAUACACUUUAAAUACAUAGAGUCAGCUGCAAAGACUGGACAAAUCAAGGAGGUUGAGCGUGUGACUAGAGAAUCAAACUUCUAUGACGCUGAAAAGACGAAGAACUUCUUGAUGGAAGCCAAACUUCCAGAUGCAAGGCCUCUUAUUAACGUAUGUGACCGUUUUGGUUUUGUCCCUGAUCUCACACACUACCUAUAUUCCAACAACAUGCUGCGGUACAUCGAGGGUUACGUACAAAAGGUAAACCCAGGAAAUGCCCCCUUAGUUGUAGGGCAGUUGUUGGAUGACGAGUGCCCUGAAGACUUUAUUAAAGGAUUGAUUCUCUCUGUUAGAUCUCUGCUUCCUGUUGAGCCACUGGUGGAGGAAUGUGAGAAAAGGAAUCGGCUUCGGUUGCUCACUCAAUUCUUGGAGCAUCUUGUGAGUGAGGGGAGCCAGGACGUUCAUGUUCACAAUGCUCUGGGUAAAAUCAUAAUAGACAGCAAUAACAACCCAGAGCAUUUCCUCACUACCAAUCCAUACUAUGAUUCACGAGUUGUGGGUAAAUAUUGUGAGAAGCGUGAUCCUACCCUUGCUGUUGUUGCUUACCGACGAGGACAAUGUGACGAUGAACUGAUCAAUGUGACAAAUAAGAACUCUUUAUUCAAGCUACAAGCUAGGUAUAUAGUUGAAAGGAUGGAUUCUGAUCUUUGGGAUAAAGCUUUAGUCCCUGAGAAUGAGUUUAGAAGGCAACUCAUUGAUCAAGUUGUUUCCACUGCAUUGCCUGAGAGCAAGAGCCCAGAGCAAGUAUCUGCUGCAGUCAAAGCUUUCAUGACUGCUGAUCUUCCUCAUGAGUUAAUUGAGCUUCUUGAAAAGAUUGUUCUUCAAAACUCUGCAUUUAGUGGAAACUUCAAUCUGCAGAACUUGCUUAUCUUGACAGCCAUCAAGGCAGAUCCAUCUAGAGUUAUGGACUAUGUUAAUAGACUGGAAAAUUUUGAUGGACCAGCUGUAGGAGAAGUUGCAGUGGAAGCACAACUCUAUGAGGAGGCAUAUGCUAUCUUCAAGAAAUUUAACUUAAAUGUCCAGGCAGUGAAUGUAUUAUUGGAUAAUAUUAAAAGCAUUGUCCGAGCUGUUGAAUUUGCAUUCCGCGUCGAAGAAGAUGCUGUAUGGAGUCAAGUGGCUAAGGCUCAACUCAGAGAGGGAUUAGUGAGUGAAGCAAUUGAAUCAUUUAUUCGUGCUGAUGAUGUCACACAGUUCUUAGAUGUGAUCCGGGCAGCUGAGGAUGCUAAUGUUUACCAUGACUUAGUGAGUUACCUCCUGAUGGUUAGACAGAAGACCAAGGAACCUAGGGUGGAUAGUGAACUCAUAUAUGCUUAUGCAAAGAUUGAUAGGCUGAGUGAAAUUGAAGAAUUUAUUCUCAUGCCAAAUGUUGCUAACCUUCCAAACGUGGGUGACCGUCUGUACGAUGAAACUUUGUAUGAGGCGGCAAAGAUAAUAUUUACUUUCACUUCAAACUGGGCAAAAUUGGCUAUCACUCUUGUAAAGCUCAAACAGUUUCAAAGUGCUGUUGAUGCAGCACGAAAGGCAAAUAGCUCGAAAACAUGGAAAGAAGUUUGCUUUGCUUGUGUUGAUGCCGAGGAAUUCCGUUUAGCUCAAAUAUGCGGCCUUAACAUCAUUGUUCAGGUGGAUGACCUAGAAGAGGUCAGUGAGUAUUAUCAGAACAGAGGAUGCUUCAAUGAGCUAAUAUCACUUAUGGAGAGUGGCUUAGGGUUGGAACGUGCACAUAUGGGCAUCUUUACUGAGCUGGGUGUCCUGUAUGCAAGAUACCGUCAUGAGAAGCUUAUGGAGCAUAUCAAGUUGUUCUCAACUCGUCUCAACAUUCCUAAGCUUAUACGUGCUUGUGAUGAACAGCAACACUGGAAAGAAUUGACAUACUUGUAUAUACAAUAUGAUGAGUUUGAUAAUGCUGGCACAACUAUAAUGAAUCAUUCUCCUGAAGCCUGGGACCAUAUGCAGUUCAAGGAUGUUAUUGUCAAGGUGGCUAAUGUGGAGCUUUAUUAUAAAGCAGUGCACUUCUACCUGCAAGAGCAUCCUGAUCUUAUAAACGAUGUUCUCAAUGUGUUGGCACUUCGCGUUGAUCAUACCCGUGUAGUGGACAUUAUGCGGAAGGCCGGUCAUUUGCUGCUUGUGAAGCCAUAUAUGGUUGCAGUUCAGAGCAACAAUGUCAAUGCUGUCAAUGAAGCUUUGAAUGAAAUCUACAUGGAGGAGGAAGACUAUGACAGACUUCGUGAAUCCAUUGAUCUGCAUGAUAACUUUGACCAAAUUGGACUUGCCCAAAGAAUUGAGAAGCAUGAACUUCUUGAAAUGAGACGGGUUGCGGCUUAUAUUUACAAGAAGGCAGGUAAAUGGAAGCAGUCAAUCGCACUGUCAAAGAAAGACAAUCUUUACAAAGAUGCAAUGGAGACAGCCUCACAAUCUGGUGACCGUACACUGGCAGAAGACUUGCUUGUCUAUUUCAUUGAACAGAAAAAGAAGGAAUGCUUUGCUUCGUGCCUCUUCGUUUGUUAUGAUCUUAUCCGUGCAGAUGUUGCUCUUGAACUUGCUUGGAUUAACAAUAUGACCGACUUCGCAUUCCCAUAUCUACUUCAGUUUGUCAGAGAAUACACGGGUAAGGUUGAUGAGCUGAUAAAGCAUAAACUGGAAACUCAAAGUGAAGUAAAGGCCAAGGAGAAGGAAGAGAAGGACGUGAUUGCUCAACAGAAUAUGUAUGCACAAUUACUUCCUCUUGCUUUGCCUGCACCACCUAUGCCCGGAAUGGGAGGAGGUUUUGCUCCUCAUCCACCCAUGGGCAUGCCCCCAAUGGGUAUGCCUCCAAUGGGAAUGCCGCCAUUUGGCAUGCCACCAAUGGGAUCAUACUGAUAGUAGAGAAUGACGAUAAUUAUAAAUAUAUAUAUACAAAAGAUUUUGGCAGUCUACGUUUGCUUGCUGGAAUUGUUUGCAGUACAAUUUUCGUCGCCCGUGUCGUGAAGCCAAAGCAAGUCAUUGUAAUAAUAAUAACCUCGUUUUCAAUUGUUGAGACAUGGGAUGAUUGUGAAUUUGAUAUAUAAACACAACUCUUUGUAAUAUUCUUUUUUCGCUUGUGUACUUCUCUAGGGGGAGCUAAUAUUUUAUUUGUUUUUGGAAGAAGUUUGGUUUAGACGGCAGCUAUGGACUGAUCCGAUUUGUAUUUGUAGUUAUUAUAGAAUAGGAAUUUGUGCUCAAUACUCAAAGCUGGAUAUUUUACUUUU